Molecule: messenger RNA, 4422 nt
Organism: Tigriopus californicus
Lineage: Eukaryota; Metazoa; Arthropoda; Copepoda; Harpacticoida; Harpacticidae
Product: guanine nucleotide-binding protein G(s) subunit alpha-like
Exons: 3
Coding region: 2878-4032 (384 amino acids)
Biological process (GO): adenylate cyclase-activating dopamine receptor signaling pathway; sensory perception of chemical stimulus
Cellular component (GO): heterotrimeric G-protein complex
Molecular function (GO): GTPase activity; guanyl nucleotide binding; G protein-coupled receptor binding
Source: RefSeq, a predicted model, not a curated record
AGGCUGGGGUAGGAUUGCCAGUUAAUGGACCAUAAGAUCCGUUGCUGGUUUGACCUCGUCUAGCAGCCACUCCAGAAUUGCGACCACCAAAAGUUUCAUCCCGGCCGUAACCUCGAAGACCGGAUAUUGGAUGUCAUGCAGUAAAUUGAGUCGGAUGGGCCUGGAGGGCCUUUUGGCCUCCUCAAAACAUCCAAAUAACGAUAACGCAUGACUACAUUUCCAACUCACUGACAACCUGAUUCGAAUUGAGUGGAACAUCGGUCUUGUUGAAUGGACCAAUUCUUCGAUCUUUCGAAUUGGUCCCGUUUCAAAACGGCCAUGCAGGAACGGACAAGGAAAGACCAAGACGAGCUUAUGCGAAGAGCAGACCGAGAAGAAGAGAACGAAAAGAGAACGAGAAGAAAAGGGAAGGGAGCAAGGAAGAAGGGACGGAAGCAAAGGAGAGACGGACAGAGCGAGAAAGAGAAAGCGACGCUACUUGUGUUGUUCGGGUGGUCUUUUUGCCUUGGUUCUCUCUCGUCUUUUCUCUUGGUCCUGGUCUAUUGUGGAGGACAGAGCCAGACAGCAUCCAAGCCUUCAGAAGCAUUUCUCUUUGGACCCCCUCCCCCACUUACAUUCCCAACCCAAAGUGGUGACGGUGAAGAUGAAGACGAAGAAGCCGAGAUACACUUUGAAGACAAACGGAUUACCCUUAACAAAAGGAGAUCGAGGUCGAAGAAGUGGCGUUAAGUGAUUUUUUUUUUGGAAUCCAACAACUUUGUCUCCCGCUUUUGACGUCGUUUGUAUGACCUCUGGCUUGCCCACCCACCGGCUAACCAAGCAACAACCACUUGCUUAAGCAAAAGCCUGGGGGAUCAGCCUUUAAGAGGCUGCUUUCGAGGGUGCCAACUCCAUUGAGAAGACAACAUCUCACACUACUACUUCUCCUGCAAACAUCACCCAUCUAACCAGCCAAGCUGUGUGUGAGAUUCUUCAGGCAUUAAAGUCUUGUGAGCGAGCUGAAAGAAUUAGUGGUGAGGGUGACGGCGGCGAAGUCGAUUCUUUUGUUUCCAAAACAGCUUUCUUUGCCACUCAAAAGGUAAAAAGAGAUAUGACCAUCCACCACUAGCGCACCACGUACCCUACCUAGUACAUCUAUAUGUACCACCGCGGAUCAAUUAGUUGGCUGGAUUUGCCGAGACCUUUUCUUCCACCGACCUUGCUUGGCCUUUCCCUUCACAAGGGACCUUCUACGUAGCAUCCCCAGACUCUUUGAACGUGAACAGCUCCCACCUUCAGAACAAUAUGACAAAAGGACAACCACGGUCUUUUGAGAGCUUAAAGUGCGGCUGCCAUAACUAUAAAGCAAGUGGCUUGUCAUUGGCCCGAUCAGCCAAACUUGGAGAGAUCAAAUAGCUCUCAGGUGAAGGUGAGGAGGCCAAAGUCUUUCGAGUUAUGGCAACACAUUUAUGUGAGGAAAGACCCGAAACGCGAGGAUUGGAUGGUACUUGAUCCGUUGGGAGCGUCGGAUAUCCCAAGUGAAAAGACGCCUCUUUUCAAGACAAAUCCUUCACCUCGUCCCCAUCCACCAUUCAGCCUUGUUUCAAGUCGGGAACAAGUGAGCAAAGCCAUAAAUAGACGAGAAAAACUCCACCAUUAUUUGUUUCCCAUCCACUUGGCGAGGUGUUGGUGUUGUUUGGCGUGAGAUGUGCCCACUAAUGUCGAGCACAUACAAAAAUGCUGGCAGCUACCGGAUUAGCGCAGGGCUUUUCGAGAGUGUUUUGGGAACACCCGUGUUUGCUUUCGUUCCAUGAGCCACAAGGGCUCCACAUCAAAGAGAGACUCAUGUGCAGACCUUGACUCAUCGAAGUCAAGGGCUUUGUUUGCCGUGUGUGUGUCCCCAUCUUGGUUGUGACAAGGCCAAGGCCAGUAGCGAGCCUUUUUUGGCCUCAUUAAUGUCACCAAACACCACAUGGCUUCCUGUCAAUGGCAAAAUAGUAUAAGAUAUUCAAUCCUGUCAAUUGGCAUGAGCAGUGAAUAAGUGCCCCUUUUUGGUUGGCUAUCCAUUCACUAUCUCCCGAUUGUUCGUGACUCCGACUGUCUUUAUUUUUUAAUGUAGCAAGUCCCUUUCAUGGCUGAUGGACCACAAUCGCACAAGUGUUUUUCGAGUUUUGUAGCCCUCGUUCGUCAAAUGAAGCUUCGGCAAGAGUUGAAUCGAAGAAAAACGCCGAGGUUGCUCUAAUGAACCGAAACUGUCAACCGUCCCCUCUGCUCCAAGUUGUAAAAGUUCUAACGCUCUAAACGGCGAGGAGCAUGUGAAUGUGAGAGCAAUUCAUGGACACUUGGGAAUUACACAUUAACAAAGUGACACUUCGACACUCUAGCGGCAUCCAGGACUUGUCCCACAUUUGUUUAUUUGAAAAGUGUGUGUGCACUUUGGGGCCAAAGAGCAAUACGAAGAGGAAUCCAAACAGUAGAAGAAGUGCUCAGAAGUCUCGCUUUUAAGUCGCUUACUGUACGUACGUUUGUAUGUGUGUGUGUAUGUAUGCAUGUAGAUAGAGACGAGGCACCUCAUGAAUCGGGGCGAUCAUGAUGAUCCUCCUCCUCCUCCUCCUCCUCCUCCUCCUCAACAUCAUCCUCGUGUAUAGUGGUAUGGAGGAGUUGCAGAAGAACAAGAUCAGCUUCAUUUCAGUGUCAGUUCAACAAGAAGUCCAACUGGGCCUGGCUUUAUGAGGUACAACUACUUUUGGCUUGUGUUUUCGAAAAUUUCAAACAACUCCGUCCAGCCAAGCAUGUGCACCCUCGAGCCUUUGAUGAUUCAAUAGUGAGACCACCGUGUUGACACUGACAUUCGGCAAGCAUACACUGACACUAUUUUCAUCCUUGGUUCAGCCUAGGAUGUGGUGCUGUGGAAACCAGCAAGAAGAAUCCGAGCAAGAAGAACCCACAAUGGAGAGCCUUUCUAAUUCCGACCCUGGAUCCGAGCGACGAGCCAGCAAGAUGAUUGAGAAACAGAUCCGAAAGGACAAGAAGGCCUACCGCUCGACACAAAGGCUCCAGCUGGUGGGAUUGGACGGAUCGGGCAAGACCACGCUCAUACGACAGAUGAAACUUUUACACAAUAAUGAACUCAUGUCCGAUAGGAAGCAAGCCAAAGCUCGAGAUUUGAUUCGGACCAACAUUCAGAAGGCCGUGAUCCUCAUUCUGAAGAGUGCUCCUGGUGACCACUUGAACGAAACUCGCACCAAACUCUUGGCCUACGAAGACACCGACAAGGUGGAUGAGGCCUUCUACACUAUGGCCUCGGAGGUUUGGGCGGACUCCACUAUUAAGGAAUUCGUCAAGCACGUGGAAGUGCGGGGAGGCUACGAGGUGCUCAACAACAUUGAUUACUUCCUCGACCGCAUGGCUGCUAUCGCCAAGGCCGAUUACAUCCCCAGUCGCAUGGAUGUGCUCAAGUCAUACACGCCCACCACGGGCAUCUUCGAGACCCAGAUCCAGAUUGAGCAGACCGUGUUCUCAUUGCACGAGGUGAAUUGCGGUCAGACCGGCUCACGAUGGACGCAGUAUUCGCAGGACGUUACGGCCGUGAUUUUUGUGGCCGAUGCCAGUUCGUAUGAUGUCAUCAUCAAUCCGGCCAAGGGCCUGACCCUGCUCCAUGAGACCUUGAUCUACUUCCACAGCUUGUGGAACGAUCCCAAUCUGAAGCAGAAGUCGGUCAUUCUCUUUCUGAACAAGCAGGACUGUCUGGAGAAGAAAAUCAAGUCCAAACGAUCUCACCUCAGCUGGUUCUUCCCCGAGUUCUCCAAGUACAAGCUCCCUCCGAAUAUCGUGACCGAGCUGGACCAUCCGAAGAACGUGGAAUACUUUGGGGCCAAAUACUUCAUUCGUGAUUGCUUCCUCCAGAUCGCCCAGGAGGAUUGCAACAUGAGCCACCAGUGCUACUCGCAUUUUACCUCGGCCAUCGAUACGGACAAUAUCGGCAAAUUACUUACCAAUUGCUGUCGGGACAUUGUGCAAAGAGUGCAUUUGCGAAUGCAUGAAAUUCUGUGAUUUCAAGUGUAGUUUCCACGACCUUCGCCGCCACCACUCUCUCGUUCAGCUCUAUUGUUCCCACUCCUCACACUUCUUUCCUUUUCCCGUUUCCCGUUUCCCUUCUGCGAAACCUGUCUGUCCCCUUUCUUUUGGGGUCCCACUUGGGGUCCCACGUCCAAAAAGAAGAAAAUGAACGUGAACAUGAGGAAGAAGAGGAAGAAGAAGAGGAAGAAGAUGAUGAUGAUCCAUCGUUGAACCAGCAUAGCACUUAUCUCCUCCCUGUUGUACAUACUCUUGUGAUAUGAUAUGACAAAAUAAUAUGCCAUAAAUGAUCCCUCCCAAUCCAUUGUAAAAGUGUCCGUUUCAAGUGGUAAUUCCAAUCGAUAAAUAGAGACAUAUACCAACCUG